AUGGCCGCGACCGCCGACGACGCCCGCCGCGCCGCCGCCGUCGCCAAGUACCGCGCCAGCCUCCUCGCCUACCGGGAGCGCCAGUCCCUCCUCACCACAGGGGAAGAGAACCUGAAGAAGGCUAGGAAGGAGCGUGAGAUAACUGAUGGGCAUGUCAAGGCGUUUCAGAGCAUUGGGCAGAUAGUGGGGGAGGUGUUGCGCCCGCUUGGCGGCGAGCGUUUUAUCGUCAAGGUUAGGAGUGGUCCUCGAUACCUUGUCAACUGUCGCAAUAAGUUGAACACGGAGAGCUUGAAAACAGGCACACGCGUGUGUCUUGACCCAAGCACACUUACAAUCGUGUGCAUGCUUCCGCGUGAGGUGGACCCUUUAGUGUUCAACAUGGUUCAUGAAGAUCCAGGGAAUGUCAGCUUCUCUGCUGUUGGAGGGCUAUCUGACCAGAUCAGGGAAAUUAGGGAGACCAUAGAACUUCCGCUCAUGAACCCUGAACUGUUUCUGCGAGUUGGUAUUAAGCCACCCAAGGGAGUGCUCUUCUACGGCCCACCUGGAACUGGGAAGACACUGCUGGCUAGGGCUCUUGCAAGUAACAUAGAUGUGAACUUUAUUAAGGUUGUCUCAAGUGCAGUCAUUGGUAAGUAUAUUGGUGAGAGUGCUCGGAUAAUAAGGGAAAUGUUUGCAUAUGCACGUAAUCACGAGCCGUGCAUCAUCUUCAUGGAUGAAAUUGACGCACUUGGAGGAAGAAGAUUCAGUGAAGGCACAAGUGCUGAUCGCGAGAUCCAAAGGACGCUCAUGGAACUGCUAAACCAGUUAGAUGGGUUUGAUGAACUUGGAAAGGUGAAGAUAAUCAUGGCGACCAACCGUCCGGAUGUGCUGGACCCUGCUCUCCUACGCCCUGGGCGUCUGGAUCGCAAGAUUGAAAUCCCUCUUCCUAACGAGCAAGCGAGGCUGGAAAUCCUCAAGAUACAUGCAGCUGGGAUGGCCAAGCACGGUGAAAUCAACUACGAAGCUGCUGCCAAGCUAGCAGAGGGAUUCAACGCCGCUGACAUGCGCAACAUCUGCACAGAGGCCGGCAUGGCGGCGAUCCGAGCGGAGCGUGACUACGCCAUCAACGAGGACUUCAUGAAGGGGGUGAGGAAGCUGACGGAGUUGAAGAAGCUGGAGUCCAGCGCCAACUACAAGGCGGACUUCGGCAGCGGCUAG
Triticum turgidum subsp. durum (durum wheat) is the source of this 1197-nucleotide messenger RNA. The record is from the annotation of a GenBank genome assembly. NCBI's taxonomy places the organism in Eukaryota, Viridiplantae, Streptophyta, Magnoliopsida, Poales, Poaceae.